ACCCCCCCCCUCCAUUCUCUUCUCUGGCUACGCCAAUCCCAGGCAUACCACCGCCGCGGAAUACGGAAGACAAGCGGACUUGCAAACAAACAAACAAACAAGCAACCCAGAGCUGCGGAUAUUAUUUUUGAAUUAUCCGGGUAUUACUAUGGCAAUAAUACCGAAGAUGGACACGAUACGACCUAGUUUAUAUUCCACGCUUUGACUGCCCUGUCAAAGCCGACCACCAGCACGCAGACUUCCUCCCCUCCCUGGCGCAGAGCCUUUUCUCCGUUGUAACUAUUUGCUUUUUUAGGAGAUCAAUUAUAUUUAUAUAUCGAUGGCGGGCAAAACAAAACCAGUGACCGCUGGGGAUAAACCGGACACUAUCGAUGACGCUGAACUGGCACUGGAAGGCAUAAACAUGCUGCUGAACAAUGGCUUCAAAGAAAGUGACGAUCUGUUCAAAGCACACAGGAACCACAGCCCUUUAAUGAGUUUCGGAGCCAGUUUUGUCAGUUUCUUGAACGCCAUGAUGACGUUCGAGGAGGAGAAGAUGCAGACGGCCUUCGAAGACCUCAAAGCGACGGAGAGGCUGUGCGAGAGCGAGAACGCCGGCGUCAUCGAAACCAUCAAGAACAAGCUGAAGAGAAACGUGGACUCCCAGAGGUCAUGGCUGGCCAUGCUAAAUCGCCUCCAAAGGCAGAUCAUCAUCGCGGACUGCCAGGUGUACCUGGCCGUGCUGUCCUUCAUCAAACAGGAGCUGUCGGCGUACAUCAAGGGGGGCUGGCUCCUGCGCAAGGCCUGGAAGAUGUACAACAAGUGUUACAGCGACAUCACCCACCUGCAGGAGGGCGGCCAGCGACGGCCCUCAGACGCCCAGGGGUCGGCCUCGCCCACGCCCUCCUCCAGGUCCCAGCAGUCCCUCGGCGACGCCCCCGGCGACGCCCCCGCCCCCGCGCCCGCGCCCGGCCGGGUCCCGGACGCGGGGCGCUCGGAGGCCCUGGACCGGCUCAAGGGCUCGGUCAGCUUCGGCUACGGCCUCUUCCACCUCUGCAUCUCCAUGGUGCCGCCGCACCUGCUGAAGAUCGUCAACCUGCUGGGUUUCCCCGGCGACCGUCUCCAGGGCCUCGCGGCGCUCGCGUAUGCCAGUGAAAGUAAGGACAUGAAGGCCCCCCUAGCCACGUUGGCCCUCUUGUGGUAUCACACGGUAGUGCAACCCUUCUUUGCACUAGAUGGUGCUGACACACAGGCAGGGCUAUUGGAGGCCAAAGAUAUUCUUCAACGAAGGGAGCCCGUCUACCCAAACUCCUCCCUCUUCAUGUUUUUUAAAGGGAGAGUACAACGCCUCGAGGGCCUGAUCAGCGAUGCCCUGACAUCCUUCAGCAAUGCCCUGGAGCUGGCCACCGACCAGAGGGAGAUACAACACGUGUGUUUAUAUGAAAUAGGUUGGUGCAGCAUGAUUGAGCUGAGCUUCACAGACGCCUACCGGGCGUUUGAGCGGCUGAAGAGCGAGUCCCGCUGGUCCCAGUGCUACUACGCCUACCUCACAGGAGUGUGCCAAGGAGCCAGUGGGGAUUUGGAAGGAGCGGCCGCGGUCCUGAAGGACGUCCAGAGGCUUUUUAAACGCAAGAACAAUCAAAUAGAGCUGUUCUCCCUCAAAAGAGCAGAGAAGCUGAGGAAGCCCAGGCCGUCGAAGGACCUGUGCAGCCUGGCUGUGAUCGAGGUGCUGUACCUGUGGAAGGCCCUGGCCAACUGCUCCGUCCCCAAGCUCCAGACCAUGAUCCAAAUCCUGCAGGGAAUCGAAGAUGCUUCGUGCGCAGGCUUGAAACACUUGCUUCUCGGCGCCAUACAUAGAACUCUGCACAACACCAAGGACGCCAUUCAGCAUUUCCAGCUGGCCGAGAGAGACGAGGUGGGGUGUCUGAGCAACUCGUACGUGCAGCCGUACUCCUGCUACGAAGUGGCCUGCGUGCUGCUGGACUCCCCAGAGGCUGCGGAGAGAGGGAGGGCACUCAUGCUUCAGGCCAAGGAGGAAUACGCCGGCUAUGAUUUUGAAAACAGGCUUCACGUCCGCAUCCAUUCGGCCCUCGCCUCCACGAGAGCAGAGGCCCCCCAAUGAGGAACGCAAGUUUUUGAUUUGAAAGAUGCACUGGAAAAGAAGAAUAGAAAGUAUCAUCCUCUGGCUCAACAUUGGCACAACUCAUCGGGUUCAAUUUGUAAAAAUGAUUUUUACAUAAUGAGCCAUGAACUCAUUUCUAGAACUUGGUGGAAAAAUACGCAAGCUUGGUCAAUAUUUAAGUUAUUUUAUAGAACUGUUACACUCAGCACUUAUGGCCCCUCCAUGCCCUAUCUGUAAACAAUUCACGAACGGAGCUGUAAUGUGCUCUAGUUAGCAUAAAUUAUUCCUUACUCUUUGUGGCCUGCUGAAACAUUAUCCAGAUGGAUUUUUAUUAAUUUUGAAUAUAGGCACACACACACACACACACACACACAGACACACACACACACACACACACACACACACACACACACACACACACACACACACACACACACACACACGACUCUGAUAAUGACUUUGAUCUAUAAAAGCUUUUACUAUUAAUCCCCUUCAUUGUCAGGAAUUGAUUUCAUUUUUACAUUGAGCGGAGCGUUGCUAAAUCCAACAGCCCUACUGCAAUCCGAAGCCGUCUCGUUUACAAUAGCCUAUUCUCUCGAUAGGUACAAUACAUUGUUGUAAAUAAUUUGCGAUUUGUUUACAUGUGCCAACAUGUCCUUGCACUAACAAGUGCCCUAGUUGCACAUUUUGUACAUUUUGCCGUUCGGUGGUUUUACUUUGUUUUAAACCAAUAAAUGUCUCGAAAUGA
Messenger RNA from Gadus macrocephalus (Pacific cod), 2849 nucleotides. Its product is annotated as tetratricopeptide repeat protein 39C-like. The transcript is spliced from 14 exons. NCBI's taxonomy places the organism in Eukaryota, Metazoa, Chordata, Actinopteri, Gadiformes, Gadidae. The record is from RefSeq and is a predicted model, not a curated record. Gene Ontology annotation, molecular function: protein binding. Gene Ontology annotation, biological process: cilium assembly; otolith morphogenesis. Bases 320 to 2101 code for a protein of 593 amino acids.